AUGCCUAUGAAUGCCUGGGGAACUUGUGUUGACAAGUUCACAGCCCUCGCCUAUCGUUCAUGUCAUCUGCUUGGAUAUAGCAGGAAGUCUACGGACAACAGCGACUAUUCUGACGAGUCGCUCGAAUCUGAACUUUCCCGUCGAUGCUUUUGGGCUUGCUGGACAUCUACAUGCAUCGUUAUGGAACCAGAACCAUAUAUCAAAUUGGCCUGGCAGGAAGUGGGCUUGGUGCCGCUUCCGGGACUGAUCUCCAAUACGUCGUCCGGUUAUACGAUAACUCUAAAUCAGACAAUGGAUGAGAACUGGAUUUCCAGAUCCUUGGAUCGUCGGAUAAGCAGUGACAGCUACCCUGGGAGUGCAGCCAUCUUAAUGAAAAUGGUUGGUGUAUGGGCAAAAAUUCAACAAUUGUGCAAAGAGUACACCUCUGCUCCAAAUGCUCAAAAUUUUGGCCAACUCGAAAGGUUAUCUCACUUGGCAACAUCUCUAUAUGAUGAGUCAACCACCUUGAGAAAUUCUGGUCAUCAGAAUGAUCCAACAACCGAAGGCGAAAGCCUAUUACUCAUCCACGAUGCGCUCUACCACCAAUGUCAAAUAGCUGCCCAUUGGAUGAUUGUCCCCCUUCUUUCGGGUAUCCCUUCUGACCUAACAAUUAGAUCUGAUAAGCAAAGAGAAAGUGCAGAUACUGUUCUAAAACAUGCAGAGCUGCUUGAACGGUUACUGGCGCCUUAUCUCUAUGGUCGAAGUGAUAUUUCAUGUCUGCCUCCCCUUGUUGGCUUUGGUGCUUUUGUCGCAGGUAUUGUGCUUCUGGCAACGGAAAUUUCCCGCCCGGACUGUGGAGUGAAUGGAUCAUUCACAAAAGACUGUCGGGAUGGUCCCAGACUACCCGCAGUGAGAACGAUUGUGCACUUAUUAGAUCAUCUGCGAGUCUAUUGGAGAGCGCUGGAACGUCCGUGGGAAACCUUGAAUUCUGCAUUGUCGACAGACUCUUUCAGGUAUAAAAGACAUGCCACACCAACGAUUGUAAGAGGUGAUCGUCGUGCGGCAUCAUCUAGUGACUGUGAACAUCCCGAAAUGCCUGCCGGAUACAAUCAAAAAGAACUUGAAGCCCAACUCUGCUCGUCUACAGCUCCCUUGAACGGGAAUGGGUUAGGGGCGCCAGAUGAAUUAGGACGAAGUGACUCACCCAUCGAUCAGGUCAGUCUAUCACGCGACUAUGACUGGUAUAGCUUGUCUUUCGCGGAGGCCGGACUUGAGCAGUUUGCUGGGCUUGAGCCUUCUACACUUUUUCAGCAAGGCUGGAGGGCAUUUGGCUAGUUAUCUACCGCCCAGAGAACACCCUGCAAUAAUAAAAAAUGGCUCGCAUUGACGGCUUGCCAGAAAGUCGGAC
This is a messenger RNA of Aspergillus vadensis CBS 113365, 1387 nucleotides long. RefSeq names its product fungal specific transcription factor domain-containing protein. The transcript is spliced from 5 exons. The record is from RefSeq and is a predicted model, not a curated record. The coding region runs from base 1 to 1314 and encodes 437 amino acids. Lineage: Eukaryota; Fungi; Ascomycota; Eurotiomycetes; Eurotiales; Aspergillaceae.